Molecule: messenger RNA, 1086 nt
Organism: Perkinsus marinus ATCC 50983
Lineage: Eukaryota; Perkinsozoa; Perkinsida; Perkinsidae
Exons: 13
Coding region: 10-1086 (358 amino acids)
Biological process (GO): protein dephosphorylation
Cellular component (GO): protein phosphatase type 2A complex
Molecular function (GO): protein phosphatase regulator activity
Source: RefSeq, a predicted model, not a curated record
AGGUACGGCAUGGUGAGCUGUAAAAUGGACGAGUUUUUCCAAGAUUGGUUGUCGACACCGCAAGCAACGAAACUUGUGAAGAGGCUGAUUGCUCUGGCGAAUAAUGAUGAUGCUACUCUUGCAGCCCUGGCGAGUUCUCCUCAUAAUACGCCUUCUUCUGGCACGGCAAUUCCGGCGACUUGUCGAUCGCCUAGUGCGGGUCUGGGAUUGUCGCCAUCGCACAGUCCGGGAGGGACCAACGGCUCGUGGGAAGAGGAGUUGCUGUCGGCGCCUCCACCGUACUUCACGCUGAAGGAUGCGAGUCCGCAGGCUAGCGCAGUUAUCACGCCGAAAUCACCGGGAAGGAGGGCAUCGGAUGCUGAUCAAGCUCAGACUGUUGUGGAAAAACAACAGAAGGUUAUCUCGCCGAGCAAUCGGUCGAGUCCUAAGUCUGGGGCUUCUGGUCAGCUCACUGUGACGGGCUCAGAGUCGGGGGCGACGCCGAAGAAAGCGAUGAUGACGAGUAUAGAAGGGGCGCCUUCUUUGAUUGGUCGAGGGGCGGAAAUUAUUCCGCGAUUUUUCGUACCGGUUAAGUCGCGGCGCGCGACGGAUCCUUUGACUACGCGAGAAAAAGAAGUUAUCAAUGAGCUCUUUCAAGAACUGGGAGGUCCAAUCGAUCCAAUGGACGAGGAUUGCUUCUCUAUAUGGCAGACUUUCUGCAGCGAACAGCUGUGCGUCUCGAUGUAUUUUGCUGAUCCUAUUUUGCGUCGGAUACGUUCAUUUAAUGGUGCCGAUGAAAGUGCUGCUGUGACGAAAGAGAUGUUCAUGAAAUAUUGGCGAGGCCUCGGCCUUGAGCUGGGAAAAGCGUACGAGAACUUCUUUAAUAUAGUCCGUAAAGACACCAGCGAUUGCAUCGUUAAAAACGACUUCCGAGAGUUCGUUUGGGUUUUGCUGGACACUCAUCCCGGGUUGGAGUUCCUACAGGAUACGCCUGAGUUCCAAGACCGGUACACUGACACGAGAUCUCGACCGUCUCUUGUGGACACUUGGCUGGAGCUCGAUCAGUGCGAGGACAUCAACAAAAUUCGGGCGGAUGCCUUGUUCUGA